CAACAUUCUAAAGAUUCAUAACAUAAACUUGCAUCUCCUCGCAAGUCAGAACAAUGUCUUCUGCUUUGGUAAACAAUCCUACGCUAGGAAUAAUAGCUAACCGAGAUGGUAUGGCAGAAUCGGAUAUGGAAGACGAAGAGGAGCUAUUUGAAAUUAAUCUUGAGACCGUCAACAACAUUCCACCACCCCAUUACUGGGAAAGCUACUUCACUGCAACUGGGAGUGCACUUCUUGCCAACUGUCUGUUGCCGAUUGCUGAUGUUUCUAGCGCAGUUCCGGCCAUGUCUAAAGCUUGUAACAUGUUGGAGAUGGAAGGACUUCCAAAUUUUGUUUUCGCUGCGGAAUCCGCAAAUGUGAUACCAUUUUCAGCGAAAUUUCUUUGGAACACCACUGGGUUACAACACAGUGAAUUAGGAGCAUGAAAUUUUGAUUUCUUGGUUGGUGGAGUUAAUGCAGAUUUGCAGACAAUUAUACGCGCACAAAAGCCGGUUUUCAGAUGACAACAGUAUGAGAGAAGUUAAUCAAGGGGUUAUAUUGGA
This is a messenger RNA of Carica papaya (papaya), 539 nucleotides long. Lineage: Eukaryota; Viridiplantae; Streptophyta; Magnoliopsida; Brassicales; Caricaceae. The record is from RefSeq and is a predicted model, not a curated record.